Molecule: messenger RNA, 1524 nt
Organism: Giardia duodenalis
Lineage: Eukaryota; Fornicata; Diplomonadida; Hexamitidae
Product: GARP-like protein 3
Exons: 1
Coding region: 1-1524 (507 amino acids)
Source: RefSeq, a predicted model, not a curated record
AUGAAUGCUACAGGUUUAAUGACCACCCCAUUACCAGUCAAGACAGACAUGCUCUCCGCCGGUGACCUUUCGGUUUUUCAGUUGGGGUGGCCACUAGUUUAUCAGAACCAAGGAGUUGUACGGAACGACCUGUCCUCCAUGAUCAAUGAAUCUGCUUAUACUCUUCAGCAGCUCUCCUGUAUCCGUCCUCUUUAUGAGAAUUACUGUGACGACAACACAGUGGCUCCGCCCACGGCUUUGCUUCGUCCCAGUCUUGGUGCGAUGUUGGUUGAGCAACCUCAAUGUACUGGAAAGUUUAGCGACCCUAUCAAUACAUCUACCCAAGCAUCAAACUGCCACACAAUGUAUUCUACAAACAAUAUAAGUAAUAGUAAGGAUUCUAUCAAGGAUUCUGGCCUGAUUGUCCCUGUUGAAAGCGAUGUAAGUAAUUCUGAAAUUAAAGAGGUACAAGCACCGCCCGAGGGCUCUGAGCAGGCACGUUGUCAGUUGUGCCUUGAGCUUCCUUUCAACGGAUCGUUUGAUUCAGCAAUCAGCCCUGCCUUUCGGACUGCAUUCGUGAAGGAGGUCCGUGCCGGUCAGAGGCUGCGUCAGACCCCUGCGGUCUUUACCACAAAUAGAGUAAGUAUUCGUCCUGGCAUAUCUUUGAAUUCAUUUUGUUCGGCUCCUGAGUCAAUCUCUGCUCCGGCGAUGAACACCGAGAAUGUCGAUGUCGAGCAGGUAGUGUAUCCCCCAUCUUUGAAUGAAAUGGGACAGAUCCUGCCUACAGGCGUUUACUAUGGAGACCCCGGGUUUCCAAAAAUGGGGGUUGUUGGGCCUCUAUCUACUGCGGAUCAUGUGGGGUCAAUCACAAUGGAUCUUUUGACACCAUCUCCUACCUCAGAUAGCGUCGUUUCUGUGCUUGAUAAUUCCGUUAUACAGCACAGCGGCUCAGCUAUAUCCAUUAGCUCUUUGAAUGGCACUAACUUUCAGACAAUGGGGUCACAUUAUCCCUCCACUAGCGUGUUCCCCUACUCAACUCCUCUUACUCUAACACCUCAGAUCCCUGCAUAUUAUUGUCCUGGUAUCAUCGCAGGUCAACCAAUACAAUAUACUGUCGCCGCUUUGGGACACCCAAUCCAGCUGCAACCACCUCUGACCCAACCGUCUGCACACGCCAUGGUUUCUCAUGGUCUCCAGCCUCUACAUUCUCAGACCUAUGCUACACGACGGAAGCCCAGGCGCGCUUCUACCUCAUCGGGAGACGCUCAGAGCUCGCAGACACCCUUUUACUGGACGCGUGAGCAAGCAGAAUUAUUCGAUCGGGUCCAUCAUCGGAUUGGAGUCGACAGAGCAACUGAUAAGGCCAUAUGGGAUGAACUGCGCCAUCACAUUCCAAAUUUAACACAACGGAUGGUCCAAUCACGUCUGCAGAAACGGAGACUGGCCAUUCGUAAGUAUUAUAAACUCAAUCCAAAGAGCCAACUGAAAAGACACCACGUCCACCCAGAAUUUCAGACCAACAAUGAGCUUUAUCCAGUUGAGUGA